GUCAGUGCAGUGACGUUUAGUUUACAAAAGUUUCAUGUUUCGUGUGUUUUUUGCGCGUGAAAUAGUUUUAUUUUCUUUCAUUUUAUAACUUAGAAAGUAUGAGUUUACAGCUAAUAUCCAGACUAUGUCGACGUUCAUCAUAAAUACCCCCUUCACUCGUGUUUGAGCACAGAAUUUUGUGCCGAAAAUUCAGUGGUUUCUAAAAUAGGUUAGGCGGUGCGGUGUCCUAUUACAAUAAUGACUUUUCCUGAUGAAAGUAAUGGGUUUGUGCACUACGAGAGUGUGAAGGGCCGUGGAGAUGGAGGCUCGUACUCCGUGCGACAGGCCUUCGUGGAGGGUGGCAUCCGAGGCGGCGCAUCCCGCGCUCUCUCGCUCACAUAUCGAACGCUCAGCCGGCGCAAGGCAGCCGAGGAGGGCGUCGGGCGCCUGGCCCGGGUGCUCUCUGCACUGGACCUGACCGCCCUCGGUGUAGGCAGCACCCUCGGAGUGGGAGUGUAUGUGCUGGCUGGAGACGUGGCAAAGAACUAUGCGGGCCCGGCAGUGAUAUUGUCGUUUUUGCUGGCUGCGGUCGCUAGUGUUAUGGCUGGUCUGUGCUACGCGGAGUUCGGCGCGCGCGUCCCGAAGGCGGGCUCGGCGUACGUGUACAGCUACGUGUGCGUCGGCGAGUUCAUCGCCUUCAUCAUCGGCUGGAACCUCAUACUGGAGUAUAUCAUAGGCUCAGCAAGCGUCACCAAAGCCCUGAGCGAGUACCUAGACUCGCUACUAGACAAGGCGAUAUCCGGCCCGCUCCGCGCCGCGCUGCCGCUGCACUCGCCGCACCUCGCCGCCUACCCCGACGUCUUCGCCUUCGCCGUCAUCAUGGCCUUCUCCGUGGCGCUGGCGUUCGGCGUGAAGGAGUCGACGCGGUUCAACAACUUCUGCACCGGCGUCAACCUGUGCGUCGUGCUCUUCGUCAUCAUCUCCGGCUGCUUCAAGGCGGACACAAAGAACUGGCGUAUCCCUGCCUCAGAAGUUCCUCAAGGUGGACCGAAGAGCUUCGGCUCGGGCGGGUUCGCGCCCUACGGCGUCGCCGGCAUCAUCAAGGGGGCCGCCGUCUGCUUCUACGGGUUUAUUGGCUUCGACUGCGUAGCCACCGCCGGUGAAGAAGCGCGGCGCCCUCAGAAGAGCAUCCCCUUCGCGGUGGUGACCUCCCUGCUCGUGGUGUUCCUCGCCUACUGCGGAGUGUCGUGUGUGUUGACCCUCGUCAUGCCCUACUACAUGCAGGACGAGAAGGCUCCGUUCCCCUACGUGUACGACCAGCUGGGCUGGCCCUGGGCCAAGUACGCCGUCAGCGUGGGAGCAAUCUGCGCGCUGUGCUCUAGCCUCCUAGGCGCGGUAUUCCCUCUGCCCCGCAUCAUCUACGCCAUGUCUUCAGACGGGCUACUGUACCAGUGCAUGGGACGCGUGUCGGAGCGGUUUCAGACGCCGAUAGUGGGGACCAUGGUGGCUGGGCUGUUUACUGGUACUCUGGCGAUGGUGUUUGAGCUGGAACAGCUGAUCCACAUGAUGUCUAUCGGCACUCUGCUCGCCUACUCUAUGGUCGCCUCUUGCGUGCUCUUGCUCAGAUACGAACGCACGCAAUCCACGCACGGGCCGCGCGAGCAGCUGAACCUCUCCUUCAGGUCUGCGCUGAGGCAACUGUUCAAUCUGGACAACCACAAGGCGCCGACUCGUCUGAGCUCGUUCCUUGUCACUGUGCUUGUCACGCUUUAUGGAGCCUGGUGCCUCCUACUAAUGUACAACGUGAACGCUCACGGCGUGGACAUCACGACACUACCCAGCUCGGUGACCGCCGUGCUGGUCGUGGGAUCCGUGCUGGUGCUGCUGACGCUGGUGGCUAUAGCCAGGCAACCCGUGUCCGAGAAGAAACUCGCUUUCUCUGUGCCAUUCGUGCCGUGGUUGCCCGGCCUGAGCAUCCUCAUUAACGUGUACCUCAUGCUGAACCUCGACUACAUGACCUGGGUUCGAUUCGGGGUCUGGAUCGCUGCCGGUCUCCUAAUCUACAUAACCUACGGCGCAUGGCACAGCUCCGAGCGACGUCGGAACGCCGAUUCUCUUCAACUAGCCGACUUACACAACGACAGUCAAACAGCCUUGCUGCAACACAACAUAGCACAGACGCUCGGCUGACAGGAGAGAGACAGACGUAGCGCGAGGGAGAGAGAUAGCAACAGCUUCGGAGAUAAAGGUACUAAGAGGAGGGAAAGAGAUAGGAGUGAAAAUGGCGCGGCGGUAUUGACCAAUGGGAAGGAAGAUAAGGAUAAAAGUUUGUUUGUGAUUGGAGAGGAAUGUGUGAGUCCUAGUAGUACUGUUGUAUCGUUUAUUUCAAGUAUUUAGUAGGUACCUACUUUGAUAAACAAUAACCGAACUUGUUUAUCACAGAUUUAGUAAGUAUAAGAUUUUCGGCUGUGUUUUUUUGGUUGUUUUAAAAGAGUAGGUUUGGUUGAUAUUUAUGUUAAGUUAUUGUAUUUAUAUUGAUAUGUAUGAUUGACAUGCAUUUUGUUUAAGUUGUUGUCAUAAUUUAACUUUAGGUAUUUGACGAAGUGUCGGUAAAAAGUUACUUAGUAUUAAUAUACAACAUUAGGCGUGGUUUUUGAAACAGUUUAGACGCAGUUUUUAAGCAUCCAUGAUGGUAAUUGUACUUAAUAUACCUUUUCAUUGCAGUACAGUAUUACAAAAAAAACAGUAUACAAAACAAGUGAACUAAAUCAAUCGACAAUAAAUCCAUAUGUUUGUGUAUAAGUGAAUAUGUAUCAUAAAAUAUAUCUAAUUUUUUAUAGUUAUUAGAUAAAUAUGUUUAUAAAUAUUAUUCAGUAUUUAGAUUAGUCCACCGCUGUGAAACAGCUACGUAAGUUUUACUGAAAAUAACGCAUUGCAUUUGGCUCCUUGAGGCUGACUCUUAUAUCCAAAGACAUAGAGUAUUGUUUUGAGCGCUGCCACUUUUUUUUAAUAAAAAUAACCCUAGGCUUUAUAAAGGUGAAUCUCGAGCCAUUGGUAAAAUAUGUUUUAAUAAACCGAACCAUGUAUUUAUUCCAAUCAAUAUUUAAAGUGUAUACUUAUGGUACUUAUUUAUUAAUUUAGAAACUAUUUUUAGAUCUGGAAAUUAUUUAAAAAUCAUGUUGCCUGGUUAUUUAUUUAGAUUUAGUGUUUUAUGAUCUAGUGGUUUAUGCCUUAGGGAU
Messenger RNA from Plutella xylostella (diamondback moth), 3218 nucleotides. The record is from RefSeq and is a predicted model, not a curated record. Lineage: Eukaryota; Metazoa; Arthropoda; Insecta; Lepidoptera; Plutellidae.